Danaus plexippus (monarch butterfly) is the source of this 1062-nucleotide messenger RNA. RefSeq names its product acyl-protein thioesterase 1 (gene Apt1). The record is from RefSeq and is a predicted model, not a curated record. Bases 189 to 851 code for a protein of 220 amino acids. Gene Ontology annotation, cellular component: cytoplasm. Gene Ontology annotation, biological process: protein depalmitoylation. The transcript has 5 exons. Lineage: Eukaryota; Metazoa; Arthropoda; Insecta; Lepidoptera; Nymphalidae. Gene Ontology annotation, molecular function: carboxylic ester hydrolase activity; palmitoyl-(protein) hydrolase activity.
AGUAUAACUUAUUUGUUUGUGUUUGUCUACAGUUUUAUAUGUUUUAUCUGUUACUGUCAUUUGCUCGGCGUCUGUCAAUGUCUGUAACCUCUAUAGCAGUGUUGUACUGUAAUCCUAUUCCAAUUGACUGGUUGGUCAAGUGGACUACUGCAGACAGUAGUUAAUAUUGAUUUUCAAGUAAAGUAAUAAUGGAACCAAAUCCAGUUAUUAUUGCCGCUACUGCAAAACAAACAGCGUCGCUUAUAUUUUUACACGGAUUGGGAGACACAGGCCAUGGUUGGGCUAGCACAAUUGCCGCUAUUAGAGGGCCCCAUGUUAAGGUGAUUUGUCCCACGGCGUCUACAAUGCCGGUAACGCUUAACGCGGGCUUCCGGAUGCCCUCUUGGUUUGAUUUGAGAACAUUGGAUGCUACAGCUCCAGAAGAUGAGGAAGGCAUUGUCAGAGCAACAAGUCUUGUUCAUGGAUUGAUUGCUGAUGAAGUCAAGGGUGGAAUUCCAGCAAAUAGAAUUUUGUUGGGUGGAUUCUCUCAAGGUGGUGCAUUGGCACUUCAUGCAGCAUUAACAUAUCCUGAGACCCUUGCCGGUGUUAUGUCACUCUCCUGUUGGCUGCCGAGACAUGCUCACUUUCCCGAUGCUGUGAAAUCUCCAAGAGAGCUACCUAUAUUCCAAGCGCAUGGUGACUGUGAUCCCGUCGUGCCAUUUAAGUGGGGUCAAAUGACUGCCUCGUUUCUGAAGACCUUCAUGACGAACAUUGAAUUCAACACAUAUCAGGGUCUGUCGCACAGCUCCUCGGAAGCGGAACUUAAGGACAUGAGAGCAUUUAUAGAGAAAACUUUACCAGCUGUCAAAUAAAUACAUAAAUUAUCACAAACACCCCAGUACUUAUAGAUUUAUAUGUUAUUUUAAAUUGAAUAUAUUAUUUCGUAAGGCUACUCUUACAAAAGACGUAAAAAAAAAUUAAAAACUUUAUUUUCUGUUGUCGAUCCUACACUAAGUUAUUUUUUCAGUAACCAAAUAUUGUAUUUAAGGAUAGCUAUGAAAUAAAGUAUACUUUUUAAUUCAA